This is a messenger RNA of Symbiodinium necroappetens, 2466 nucleotides long. NCBI's taxonomy places the organism in Eukaryota, Dinophyceae, Suessiales, Symbiodiniaceae. The record is from the annotation of a GenBank genome assembly.
AUGCAGUGCUUCGUGGGCUGCUUCCGGGCGUGGUUUCUCCCGGAGCCAGACUCCAAGCUGCCGGACCUCCGAAUCUUGUCUGUGAAUGACGUCUACAAGCCCGAGCGACUGGCCUUGGUUCGGACAGUUGCCCGAGCGGCUGUAGACCCUGGUGUACUCGUCAAGCAAGUGCUGCCUGGAGACUUGCUUGGCGGCUCUUUAUAUGCUAGUGAGCAUCUGGGAGAAUCGACCGUUGACGUAUUGAACUCCUUGGGGGUUGAUUACUGCCUUCUGGGAAAUCACGAGUUUGACUACGGUGAAAAACGCCUCCGAGAGUUGAUGGACAAGUCUCGGUUCCCAUGGCUCGGCUCGAACGUACGCGACCGCGACUCGCAGUCCAUCUUUCAUACUGCUCUGGAUUCGGACACUUUCUGGGUGCAGUCCAGCCAUGGCCCUGUUCUUUGUGGCUUGUUUGGCUUAUGCACUCCAGCUACCCCUCAGCUUUCAGACCCGGGACACAAUAUCAGCUUCGAAGACCCUAUCUCACAUGCAAGGAGGUGCGUAAAGGCUCUUCGGGCCUCGGGCUGCGAAUUGAUCGUGGCCCUGACGCACUUAAGCCUUCAUCAGGACAAGCAGCUGGCCGAAUCCUGCGAUGGUAUCCAUGUUAUUUUGGGAGGCCACGACCAUGACCCAUACUACUUGAUCCACCACGGCGUGUUGAUUGCCAAAUGUGGACAGAAUGCUGAGUAUGUUGGCAUUCUGGACUUGUACCUGACGCGAGCUCUUGCCGGCGUGGAAGUGAAGCAUUCCUUCCACUUUCGCAGUACUGCAGCCGUCAAAGAGGAUCCCGCCGUGGUGGAGGCUGUUUGCAGGUGGAAGAAAUCGACGACCAGCACCGAGGAGGAGCUUUGCGUAGUGGGAUCGCCGCUGUCCAGUCGGACAUAUGAACUCCGUUCCACUGAAAAUGCAUUUGGCUGUUUGGUUGCGGAUGCUGCGUUCUGGGCCUGCCGCCCGCACGGCUGCCACGGGGCCAUCAUCAACGGGGGCUUCAUCCGGCAGGACAGGCUGUACCCAGCGCAUUCCGUCUUGACAGCUCAGCAGGUGAGCGAGGAACUCCCGUUUGCCGAGUGCCCGGCGGUGGUGCGUAUGACAGGCCAGAGCCUGCGCUAUGCUUUGGAGGAAAUGUUGGCCUCGGCUCCAACUCCAGUGGGUUGCUUUCCGCACGUGUCAACAGGUAUGGCUGUCAGCUACGAUCCUAGCGCUCCGCCCUUUGCGCGAGUACAAGGCUUAGAAGUGGACGGUCGGACAGUUGACCCAGAUGAGCAGUAUUUGGUGGCGAUAAACCGGCUCUUCAGUGAAGUUGCGGCGGAUGGUGUGCGAACUUUUUGCAAAUGCGAACGCACCUAUACUCACCACCAGCUCUUCCGAGACUUGGUGAUGGACUACCUGCGAGAACGCAGGCAUGUAAGUGGUGAGCUUCCGGGGCGCCUUGUCCCGGUCACAGCUGUUGCCAAUGUGGAGGCUACGCGACAGCUGGCUUCUGACCGGACCUGCUGGCAAAGCGAUCGUAGAGAGGCACUCGCAGUGGAAAGGGCAGGCACCAUGCGGCGCCGCAGGUACGCCACUCUGCCCACAGAAGACAUGCUCGAAAAGAUUACCAAGAUGAUGAACCGGAUGACGACGCUUCGGAAGAUCGAAGAGCUUCACUCUCCGAGGACUCCGGUGACGGCCAGGCUGAUGAAGCAGAGCCUGAUGUCAGCAGACGGGAAGACAGCCGAUACGACGACGACCAGCAGGAAGUCGACACGCAAGACCGGCACAGCCACCACAACAGACAUGUGCGACCUAAAGAAGAAGUUCAAUUGGAUGCACCGGCAGCCUGUGGUUCACAAUGCGUCACACCCGUCUAGGCCCUCAUCACCGGUGGAAUCGAACCAGACAGUGCAUGACAGCUCCGCUCGAGCCGUCGGAGGACAACCGCCCCCGACCGGCUUGCAUCAAGAAUCCAUACGGACUGGAUGGCUUGUAACUUCGUCGUGCUGGGCCAUCCUCACAUUGGUGGCAGCGGCCAUAGCUCUAUGGCUCAAGCGACCCGAGUUGGCCGAAAGGGGCAUGUGCUUCGUGACCAAGAGGAUUUCAAAAAUGAAAUGGGAGCCAGAGUUACAAAGAAAAGAAGUCGCAGUGCAGGCUGGCGAACCUUGCAAUGAUCGGCCACAAGAUAUACAAGAUGCGCAGGAUUUGGUCUCCGCCUUCAUUGCCCAGUACGGCGUCGACGCAUCGGCAGAAGGUGCGUUGAGAAAUCUGCCAGCGGAUGCGCAACGCCAGGUCAUCGGAGAGGGCCCGCUGAGAGGGCUGAAUGCGUCCGCGUUGCUCAUGAGCCGAAUCAGAAGGGUGCAGGGAAGCCUUGCGGCAGUCACCUCACAUCCGAUGGGUCCUGGAGGAAUGAAUCCGCCGAUGCCUGCAAAGAGCGGGGUGGGCCCGCUGUAG